CCAGAAGAUCCCUGGACUAAAGAGGAAACCAUGGAGCUCCCCAUCAGUGAGCAGGAGGAGCAGCUGCUUCUCAAGCAGGAGGAAGGAGACGUAGAAGAGAAACCUUUCCCAUGUUUGGCAUGUGGAAAAAACUUUCUAAAGGAAGAACAUUUAAUGGUUCACAUGAGAACUCACACAGACCUCCUGCAGGUUGGAAAAGAGGAGGAUUUCUCUGAGCAGCAGCUCUGGAAACAGGAGAGGAAUUCCAGUUUGGACCAAGAGGAACCAGAACCUCUGCAGAUGAAAGAAGAGCAGCUAAAGCCAGAAGAUCCCUGGACUAAAGAGGAAACCAUGGAGCUCCCCAUCAGUGAGCAGGAGGAGCAGCUGCUUCUCAAGCAGGAGGAAGGAGAUACAUUUAAGGUUAUUUCUGAUCACGAAGAAAAGGGCCAAACUGAACCAGAACCCAUCAGCAACCAAGUCAUCUCUCAGAACUCUAGUGACAGUCAGAACCAGGAUCCAGAAGAAAUCCAUGAAAUAGACUCCGGAUCAGAGGGAGAUAAAAGGCCCACAGAGAAUAAGGGAUGUCAGAAAACCAAAGAGCAUAACAAUGAUGUUCAAACACUUAAAAGGCAAGAGGGAAGUCGCACGGAUAACAGGUCUCACUCUUGCACAAUCUGUGGCGAAUCUUUUUCUCUGAACAAUGAUUUAGUUCAACACUUGAAAUGUCACAAGGGAGAGAAAUGCUUCCCAUGUUUGACAUGUGGAGAAAGCUUUCUAAAGAAAACCCAUUUAAAGGUUCACAUGAGAACUCACAGCGGUAAGGAGAUCUAUGACUGUCCGUCCUGUGGAAAGACUUUCAUUGAUCAAUAUGGUCUCGACAGACACCUCAUAACUCACACAGGUGAGAGGCCGUUCACCUGUACCAUCUGUAACAAAAGCUUUACUGGAAAGGGUAGUUUGUCCUACCACCUGACAACCCACUCAGAUGAAAGGCCUUUUUCCUGUAACACCUGUAAAAAAACAUUUAAAGAAAUCGAUGAUUUCAAUGUGCAUCUGAGAACUCACACAGCAGAGAGGCCUUUUGAAUGUCACUUCUGUAGGAAACGCUUUACUUAUAGACCUAAUCUUAAUAGACACAUCAAAAUUCACACAGGUGAGAAACCAUAUUGCUGUUCGAUUUGUGAUAAAAGUUUCACUCAAAAAUCUAAUUUGACUUCUCACAUGAGAACUCACACAGGUAAGAAACCGUUCUCUUGUACCAUUUGUGGCAGAAAUUUCAGUCAAAAAGGAACUUUGACUAAACACAUAACAAUUCACACGAGUGAGAAACGCUUUCCAUGCACAACAUGCGGGCUGAAAUACAGCAACCAAAAAGAUCUGAUUCUUCACAUGAGACGCCACAGCAGUGAGACGCCACAGAGCUCAGGCUUCAUCCAGACCGUUUUUGUCUUAGUCUGAAACCCAAAAAACAUACCAGGAUUUUCUUUGUGUUUUAUUGUGCUAAAAUGACAAAUCUGGAAAGUUUCAUUUUUUUUUCCCUUUUUUUUUUUUGCAUAAAAUGAAAAUGGGAAAGAAUUGGUUAAAUAAAUAAAAAAAUAUAUAUAUAUUUUCCUGUGAGGCUAGACUCUAGCCUCUAGAGGCUUGACUUUGGAAACUCAUCGUUUGUUACACAGUUACACAGCUUGAACCAAAAAGUCUCUUUGCUGUUAACCUAAUCUGGUGAAGCUAAAUGCUAAAUCAGCUUGCAUUAGCAUCGAAUGUGAGAUUUUGCAUUUAAAAAUCAAAUGCCGAUAAACUGAAGACUGAAAAUUCAAUAUUAGCUGCAGCUAAAAGUAAAACACUUUUAGCUGCAGCUUUUUAUCCAACGAGGAAUUAUUUCAGAGUUAUGUUAUCAUCUUGAAAUAUAGAUAAUCUGACAGUUAGCUUAGUUUGAAACUAAACUAACUAAAUGAAUACCCUUACUUGUGGUUGAGCAGCAACACUUGAACCAGAGUAUUCCAUUAGUUUAUGACAGGUAGAUGACGAGGAGUACAGAGGAAAAAUGGAGGGACCCUGAAGGAGCCUUCAGAUUAGAUUAGAUUUUUAUUUUGUGCAAAGAUUUAGGAAUUUGAUGAUUUUUUGUUAUCAGGUUUCUAUCAGGUUUGUUGGAAUAAGUGAAAACACUGGAUUUUUUUUUAGUUUCUGCUUUAAAAAUGUAAAACAAAAAUAAACAAACUGCCUGUAGGAACACUGACCCAAAGGAAGGCACAAAAAAGACCUUUUCAAUGUUUGAUUCGUGGUAAAAUGUCCAUCUUUUGACCCCUUCUCCUCAUAAACGUUCAGGUUAAGAUCUUUUCAGGCCAAGUUUGGAGGAAAACCUACUAACAGCAUUAAUGUCUACAUGAAAACUUGAUAAGGCGUAAUAUUGUAAACCUGCUAAAAUAAUUAAAUGUUGGGAAGCUUAAGAUCUAAGUUCAAAAUGUCUGAAGUUCAUUAUUAAACUAAAAUGCUAAAACACUGAAACAUGUUUGUUUAAAGAGUUCAAGAUUAAAGGUUCUGCUGUUAUGAUAUGAAGUUGAUAUUUUUGAACAUUUUGUUUGAAUUAUUUUAAGAAGUUAAACACUAAAAGUUUCAUGUUUCUGCCUUUUAAAGUUUUGGCUAAUCUGUAAUUUUCCUUCAAGCUGAUUCUAAUGGUGUUUAUCUUGAUUCUGUUGUAUUUACCUGCUAUGAUUAAAGGAAUGCAUCGUCUGUUUCUGUCAUCGGCUCUGGAUGCUUUUCAUUCAUGUAAUUACUUUUUGAUUAAUUCACCAAGCAGAAA
Messenger RNA from Cyprinodon variegatus (sheepshead minnow), 2776 nucleotides. RefSeq names its product oocyte zinc finger protein XlCOF6.1-like. NCBI's taxonomy places the organism in Eukaryota, Metazoa, Chordata, Actinopteri, Cyprinodontiformes, Cyprinodontidae. Gene Ontology annotation, cellular component: nucleus. The transcript is spliced from 2 exons. The coding region runs from base 31 to 1437 and encodes 468 amino acids. Gene Ontology annotation, biological process: regulation of transcription by RNA polymerase II. Gene Ontology annotation, molecular function: DNA-binding transcription factor activity; RNA polymerase II cis-regulatory region sequence-specific DNA binding. The record is from RefSeq and is a predicted model, not a curated record.